AUUUGUAUCGGCGAAAUUGAGCAAGGCAAUGGAGUCACUAGCUGUCUACGGAAAGUUUCGGUAUUGGAAAUAUUUGGUCCAGCCGCCCUAGUAGCUAGAAAAAAGCUGUGCCUACCUUUCCCCCCCUCGCGUGCAAGGAUAUUGGCCAGUGGUUACGAAUCUUUCCCACGCGGUCGUUGCCACAACCAAUAGCUCCAUCAAGGUGGAUAAGGCAUGGUCCGAUCGUUCUCCGGUGUGGUCUGUUAGGCUUGCCUUAGUCGCGAAGCGAUCCAACUUGAAAAAAGGCGCCCAGGAAGCUUGUCCCACGAAGAUCUCCCAACUUCUAUCUCACCUCGCAGAAAUCUCUUUCGAUCAGAGUGUAGUAGAGUGCAUUCUCUACUCUCAACAUGUUAUCUUCGUGGCAGAAGAAGUUCUUCGAGAAAUCGGAUGGCCCAACCGAGGCUAACCCGAGCCCUCCGGAAUACGGGACCGGUGAAGAUACUCAUCCAGGCUCAAAACGCCCGGAGGAUGUGGUCUAUGAUGAUGUUUCAAGGGACGACGUGCCCGAUGAUACAGCUCAGGAUGGUGUAGCACAAGCUGAAGCCAUCACAUUAACAUGGAACAAAUGGUCCCUGGGAUCGGCCUAUGCUCUCAUGUGGCUCCUGUACUUUGUGAAUGCUUUUCAAUCUUCAAUCACUGGGAAUCUAUCGGCCUACAUCACUAGUGGAUUCGAAUCACACUCCCUGAUCCCGACCAUUGGUGUCGUGUCCAGCGUCAUGUCAGCCGCAACUUAUAUGCCACUGGCGAAGAUUCUGAACCUGUGGGACCGCUCCAUUGGAUUCCUCAUCAUGGUCCUAUUCUCAAUCCUUGGCUUGGUAUUGUCUGCAACCUGCUCAAACAUUGCAACGUACUGUGCAGCCCAGGUGUUUUAUAGUAUCGGGUUUGCCGGGUUGAUUUUCAGUAUCGAUGUUAUCACAGCUGAUACUUCAUCGCUGCGCCAUCGAGGCCUUGCUUAUGCAUUUACUUCUUCUCCUUAUAUUAUCACGGCCUAUGCAGGCUCGGCUGCUUCUGAACACUUCUACGAGUCAAACUGGCGAUGGGCAUAUGGCUGUUUUGCCAUUGUUCUGCCCGUUGUUGCCUUCCCAAUGUUCUGUCUACUUCGGUACAACCGUCACCUGGCGAAGAAGAAUGGCCUCUUGAAGCCGAGGGAGAAGAGCGGCAGGACGCUGAUGCAGAGCUUCGUCCACUACGUCAUCGAGUUUGAUCUUCUGGGAACCUUCCUUCUCGCAGCCGGUCUCGUUCUUUUCCUCCUCCCCUUUACUAUCGCUGGCUCCGCGGAAGAUGACUGGGCAUCUGCUCACAUCAUCGUUAUGCUCGUUGUCGGUUUCGUCGUCCUAAUUGCUUUCGGUCUUUCCGAGCGCUACCUCGCCCCGGUGCCCUUCCUUCCAUACCAAAUUCUUCUCUCCAGAACAGUUUUGGGUGCAUGCCUUAUCGAUGUGACCUACCAAGUUGCAUACUACUGCUGGUUCGACUACUUCACAUCAUACCUACAGGUCGUAUAUGGCACUAGCAUUGCAACUGCUGGAUACAUUAGCAGCAUCUUCGACGUGGUUUCCGGAGUUUGGCUUUUUGUUGUUGGUUUCUUAAUCAUGAAAACUGGUCGUUUCCGCUGGCUAGUCCAGUUUGCCGUGCCACUUUAUCUUCUUGGAGUGGGCCUGAUGAUUUAUUUCCGCAACCCAAGCUGGUCAGUGGGCUACACCAUCAUGUGUCAGGUCUUCCUUGCAUUUGCCGGCGGUACGAUGAUUAUCUGUCAACAGGUUGCUGUGCAGGCUGCUGCUGACCACAACCACGUCUCCUCGGCUCUUGCUUUCCUCAACUGUUUCGGCAACAUCGGUGGUGCGAUCGGCGGCAGUAUCUCUGGUGCUAUCUGGACGCACACUCUGCCUGAUGCACUGAAGCGUCUUCUGCCCGACUCCGUCAAGAGCGACUGGGAAUCGAUUUACGAUGAUCUUGACGUUCAGCUGAGCUACCCAAGAGGCUCAGCCGAACGACAGGCCAUUUCCCUUGCUUAUGCUAGCUCACAGAAGAACAUGUUGAUCGCUGGAACGGCUAUCAUGGCCCUGUCGCUUAUCUGGAUGUUUGUCAUGAGAGACAUCAAGCUUACGAAGCAGCAAUCCAAGGGUAUUCUGUUCUAAACCAUGCGUUGUGCCUGCCGACAUCAACAACAAAGCGCUAUAUUUCACGCAAAAUAUACAAGUUUGAUGUGUAUCAUUUGUACCGUGGCUACGGGCUACGGACUAUUGAACGAUGCAGGUCUCUCGGAGGUUGGAGAGACACUUCUUUUUUGAAAUUUUUGGAUUAUUUGUCUAGGUGAUACCAGUCUAUAUAACGGGCGAUGCGGUGGUGAUUCCCAACAGGGGUGAAGGGAAUGAAGAUAUCCAAGGAGUACCGCUAC
Messenger RNA from Aspergillus pseudonomiae, 2434 nucleotides. RefSeq names its product putative MFS siderophore iron transporter (gene mirD). Gene Ontology annotation, molecular function: transmembrane transporter activity. The record is from RefSeq and is a predicted model, not a curated record. Lineage: Eukaryota; Fungi; Ascomycota; Eurotiomycetes; Eurotiales; Aspergillaceae. Gene Ontology annotation, biological process: transmembrane transport. Bases 387 to 2174 code for a protein of 595 amino acids. The transcript is spliced from 4 exons.